AGAAGCAGAAUUGUUUGGAGGGCUCGCCUCGCAGUUUUGACAACAAUCACUAGAUCGUGCUGUUGCCAUUAACGGCUUUACCGUUAGCACAACUGUACAGCAUUACAGUAACAUUAUGUCUGGAAAUAAUUGGAAACAAAGAACACAGUGUUCUGCCAUCAACUGCAACAACUACCAGUGUACAAGCAAUGAACUAGCAUUUCAUAGAUUCCCCAAAGAUCCAGAGAGAUCUGCCAGAUGGGUGCAGAACCUGAGGAAUGCUAGCUUGACAGGGAUAAGCUUCCAGCGCCUCAAUCAGAACUACAGGGUGUGCAGUGCACAUUUCCACCCCAGCCAGUUUAAAAGGCCAUCAGAUGUCCAUGCAGGAUUGAACUGGAAUGCAGUGCCCACUAUGGUUAAUGCCCCUAUCCCACCGCCGCCACCACUGGACAUCGAGCACAAGAGAAAACCACCAAAGACACGCCAAGAGUUGCCACCAAAGAAACGGCAACAGAGUCACGCCACUGGUCCAUUUUUUGAGAAACAUAGCUUGCCUGAUGAGGAUGCCGUCGCAGGUUCUUCGUCGCCGCCACCAUCAACAGAUAAUAAGGCUGUUGCAGGACCUUUAUUACCACCACCACCACCACUGCAACCAGACCUGACAGACCUUACUAAAAAACUUUAUAAGCAAAUCAGGUCUCUGAAGUCACAGAUAUGCAAGCUGAAGGCAAAAGUAAGGAACCUCACUCGCCAGAAGACCAGCAAGUUGGAUGUGAAACAUGAACUGAAGAGACUGUUACCAGCCAAGUCUUAUGCUUUUUUCAGCACCCAGUUACGGAUGUGCCAGCGCAAGGCUAAUGGUUUCCGUUGGACCGCUCAAGACAAAGCUUUUUUCUUGUCUCUCCUACAUGCCAGUCCUAAGUGUUAUCGGCUGCUCUGCAGAGUCUUUUCGAUGCCAUCUGUCCGCACACUACAGAAGGCCAUUAAGUCUCCUGGGUUUAAACAGAGAAUUCUGUCCACUGAUUAAUUAAAUUAUAAUAAAACUAAAGACUAAAACAUAGAACAGCUAAUAUACUUACUGUUGUCAUUCUGUUUGUAGUAAAUUUGUGCACAAUGUUGUGAAAUGCAGGCAGAAAUGAUGUGGUGAUUUACUCACCAUCACCAAUUUUAUUACUGUCACCUACUCACUGUUCAGUGUGUUUUGGCUUUUUCAAGGAAUUUGUCCAUCAUUUCAUAAGGGACCUUGGGCUGUUGUUACUGGCGUUGUAAAACUGGGCUGCGUAUGAAAACGGGAGUUAUCCCCGAAAGUUAUUGGGGUAAAUAAAUAGCCUAUUUGA
Messenger RNA from Pimephales promelas (fathead minnow), 1316 nucleotides. RefSeq lists its product as uncharacterized. The record is from RefSeq and is a predicted model, not a curated record. Gene Ontology annotation, molecular function: sequence-specific DNA binding. Lineage: Eukaryota; Metazoa; Chordata; Actinopteri; Cypriniformes; Leuciscidae.